Molecule: messenger RNA, 751 nt
Organism: Cydia amplana
Lineage: Eukaryota; Metazoa; Arthropoda; Insecta; Lepidoptera; Tortricidae
Product: electron transfer flavoprotein beta subunit lysine methyltransferase-like
Exons: 5
Coding region: 110-751 (213 amino acids)
Cellular component (GO): mitochondrial matrix
Molecular function (GO): protein methyltransferase activity
Source: RefSeq, a predicted model, not a curated record
GGGAAUUUCUCUACGAGGUCAAAAUCAGGUUGCAACGUGUCUGUGUUUAUAUCCAGUCUGCUUUUGUUACCCUGCCCCGCGUAGCGCGUGUUAACCAGGCGAUAGAGGAAUGUCCAGGUGUAAGGUCGCCUCCCUAAUCUUCCAACACACGGUAUCGUCGCGCGCGCACCUCACGCCAGAACUGGUGCUGCGUCUGAUCACACCAGAAUGCCCGCUGUGGACGGCGAGGGGGGAGGAGCUACCCUUCCCUGACCCCUUCUGGGGGUUCUACUGGCCCGGAGGACAGGCUACCGCCAGAUACAUACUGGAUAAUCCUAAAAUCGUCGAAAACAAAACAGUUUUGGACCUAGGAUGUGGCUGUGGAGCUGGAGCCAUUGCAGCAGCAAAAAUGAAAGCGAAGAGUGUAUUGGCCAAUGACAUCGAUCUAUACGCCCUAGAAGCCACCUCCAUCAACGCGUCCCUCAACGGAGUUUCUUUAACAACCAGUGCUGCGAACCUCAUCGGCGACAAGCCUCACUGCGACACACUACUUGUCGGCGACAUGUUCUAUGACACGGAGUUCGCUGAGACGCUGUUUGAUUGGCUCAUAACGCUAAAAGGCACCACGGUCCUAAUAGGCGACCCGGGUCGGCGCGGCCUGACGCGCCGCAGCGGACUGAGGCGACUGGCCACCUACAAGCUGCCGCCAAACAGUUGCUUGGAGAAUCGAGGGUUCGCGGACACCACGCUGUGGCAACUCGAUAUUAAAUGA